Molecule: messenger RNA, 965 nt
Organism: Owenia fusiformis
Lineage: Eukaryota; Metazoa; Annelida; Polychaeta; Sabellida; Oweniidae
Source: the annotation of a GenBank genome assembly
GUUGACAGGUUGGAUUCUUGUUUUAGUGACGUGUGAACGAGUUGUGUUCAUAUUUUGGCCAAUGAGGGCCAAGAUGCUGUGCCAGAGGAAAGUGGCGGGAAUGAUUCUGACAAUGCUAUGUGUCGUGUUAAUCGGCUUAAACUCCCAUAUCUUCUGGACAUUUUCAUUGCAUAAGGAAGAGGAUGGCUUUAUGUAUUGUGAUUGGUUACUUAACAUUGAUGAUGUCACAUUCCAUGACUUUGACAUAUUUUGGACAUGGACUGAUUUAUGUCUGGCAACAUUGUUUCCAUUCUUUAUAAUGCUUGCGUGUGAUAUCGCCAUAAUAUCACGUUUAUUUGAUGCUGAACGUAAUCGACAGAUAGUGACAUCUAUCACCAAACCAAGGACUAAGAAGUCGAAUACGAAAUCUGUUGCUAUAAUGCUCGUAUCAAUUUCCUUUACCUUCCUAGUUUUAACAUUACCAGUGCUUAUUUGCAUUGUGCUAACAGAGAGCGAAGUGUUUGAUCGUGAUGGGCCAGCCCAUGAAAAAUUGGAGAUCGCUAAGCAUUUCUGUACAUUUGUUCAACAGUUUAACUCCGUUAUUAAUUUCUGGAUGUAUUGCUUCACGGGGACCACAUUCCGACAAGAACUCAAACAAAUGCUCAAGGCAUCAUGUUUCAGACAUUUGAUUUAUUUUAGAAAAUUAAGUGCACAAACAGGGAAUUCUGGGAUGAGUUCAUCCUCUGCGUAUCCAUGGUUGAAACAUGCGGAGAACAGACUUAGCCACCCUAAUGACGUAAAUGAGGGACAACAAGCUCAUUCAUUGAUGGAAUAUGAGAUGGCAGCAGAUCCCAUUGCUCAUGGGUCUACAAAAUUGCUAUCUAUUUCCCAUCCGUGUAUCAAGAAAGAAAUGAAAUCCUAUAGCAUGGUUUGACUAAAUAAUCAUCUACGGCUGAUGACAGUGAAGACAGAGCAUGUGACAAUGU